Phytophthora infestans T30-4 is the source of this 1068-nucleotide messenger RNA. Its product is annotated as protein kinase, putative. Gene Ontology annotation, molecular function: ATP binding; protein kinase activity. The record is from RefSeq and is a predicted model, not a curated record. The coding region runs from base 1 to 1068 and encodes 355 amino acids. Gene Ontology annotation, biological process: protein phosphorylation. The transcript has 5 exons. NCBI's taxonomy places the organism in Eukaryota, Oomycota, Peronosporomycetes, Peronosporales, Peronosporaceae.
AUGCAGGAGGUCUCGGCUGAACUACAGCAGCAGCUACAGGCAUUGGGCAUCAACCCGUCAGAUGACGUUUUCCGUACAGGCUCGGAAGAGUUUGACCACAAUGGACUGAGCUCUCCAAUCCCGCAGGAAGUGCGCUUCAUGAAUGCUGAGCUGCGACGUUGUCCUGUGGAAGGUGUCGGUAUGGUGCUGGCAAUAUUUUCUGGAUCUGGAGCUGUGUACGAAUUCGUGCGUACGCUGCGUAAGUGUAUCUAUGGCAAGGUGAAACACGCCGUGCGUCUGCAGAUGACACCCAAUGGCACCUUCGUGCGCACGCAAUUCGAAGUGGCCAUCAAGGUCAUGAGUAAGGUUAUUAUAGAGGAGGGCAAGCUUCAAGAGAACCCACUUGUUGAGCUUGCAGCGCAGCAGUUCCUUUCAGUACCAGGCCACGAGAACGUACUCACGCUGAUCGAGUGUUUGCACGACGCCGACUUCAUCUAUGCUGUUCUUCCGUUUUGUAAUGGUGGCGAGUUGUUUUCGGUUGUGGAGAGCGGUGGUGCAAUGGAGGAAGCCGAGUGCCGCCAUUGGUUUACUCAAGUUCUCGCGGGCUUGUCUUACCUGCAGAGUCGCUACAUUUGCCAUCGUGACAUGUCCUUAGAAAAUGUGCUACUGGAUGGCGAUACCUCGAAGAUCAUCGACUUCGGUCUGUCAAUUGGCAUUCCUGUUGACGCCCAUGGCAUGACAUAUUCACUGCCGCCUGCUGGCGCAGUUGGAAAAAUCUUUUACAUGCCUCCCGAGAUUUACCGCAACCAAGUCCCCUUCAACGGCUUCUCGGCGGAUAUUUGGUCAACUGGUGUAAUGCUAUUCAUCAUGGUUACCGGGGCACCUCCCUUCGAGCGUCCGGAUGACGCCGAUCCGCGCUUCCAGAUGAUUGCACAGGGUCUAAUGAGUGACAUGUUAGACUCGUGGGGCAUGAACCACGUGUCUGCGAGUGUGCGUGACUUGAUGUCCAAAAUGCUGAUCGUGGACGAUCCGUCUCGGCGUCUGACAGUAGAGCAGAUCGCCAUGCAUCCGUGGAUCCAGGGCGGAUAG